AUGGCGAACAUCGUUGGGCUCUCAAGCCUUAAUAACAACCACAACGACGAUCGGGAGGACGGUGACCAACCCAACCAGUACUAUGCAGGUGGUGCCUCGGAUCGUGGCGGCGGUAGUGGGCUAUCGGUCAUUGGGCCUGGAGGCGGUGAUGACCACGUGGCCAACAUCAUCGGCCGGGCUCAGCAGGACGCUCGCGCUGCUGCUGCGGCUGGCGAAUCUACGCAGCCACGUCAUGUGAUCACGUUCUACAGGGAAGGAUUCACGGUCAAUGAUGGCCCGUACCGUGCGCGCUCGGAUCCGUCCAACCGCCCAUUCCUUGAGGCGCUGGAGAGCGGCCAUGUGCCGCAAGAGCUCGAAGGCGAGAACCGCCACGAACCUGUAGAGAUCAGUCUUGUUGAUAAGCGACAGGAAGACUACGUAUCACCUCCCCCACCGGCCUACACGGCGUUCAGCGGGGAAGGCCAGACCAUGGGCUCUACGACGUAUGCGGCUGAGGAAGUGAUCCAAGGGGACACAGUGCCGGCGGAACGCCCCGUGAUUGAUGACAAGAAACCCUCGACAACGCUGCAGAUCCGUCUGCACAAUGGCCAGAGACUCAGAGAGACGCUCAACUUGGACCACACUAUUCGUGAUCUGCAUGCCAUUAUUCAGUUGAACGAUGCAGGCACACAGCCGUACACUCUGCUGGCAGGCUUCCCGCCUCGUCCUGUGUCGACGGAUUUGGCACAGACCAUCGAACAGGCUGGACUCAAGGGUGCUGCAGUAACGCAGAAGCUCAUUUAA
Messenger RNA from Phytophthora nicotianae INRA-310, 783 nucleotides. RefSeq lists its product as hypothetical. The coding region runs from base 1 to 783 and encodes 260 amino acids. Gene Ontology annotation, molecular function: ubiquitin binding. The record is from RefSeq and is a predicted model, not a curated record. NCBI's taxonomy places the organism in Eukaryota, Oomycota, Peronosporomycetes, Peronosporales, Peronosporaceae. Gene Ontology annotation, cellular component: cytosol; nucleus. The transcript is spliced from 2 exons. Gene Ontology annotation, biological process: proteasome-mediated ubiquitin-dependent protein catabolic process; autophagosome assembly; membrane fusion.